AAGGGUGUUGAACUCUGUAGAGCGAAGGAGCGGUGUGUGAUCGGUUCAUGCUCAAAUAGAUUUACAGCAAGUUUUAUCGGCAAAAAGUUUGCCAAAAUGUCGAAUGCGAAGGAAAAGCAAUUGGGGUUACAUAAAGUGAUCAUGGUCGGCAGUGGUGGGGUUGGAAAGUCUGCACUUACCCUGCAGUUCAUGUAUGAUGAGUUUGUUGAAGAUUACGAGCCCACCAAAGCCGACAGUUAUAGGAAAAAAGUUGUUUUAGACGGAGAAGAGUGUCAAAUAGACAUUUUAGACACAGCAGGACAGGAAGAUUAUGCUGCUAUACGUGAUAAUUAUUUUCGGAGCGGGGAAGGAUUUCUUUGCGUGUUCUCAAUCACUGAACCAGAGUCAUUUGAAGCGACAUCAGAAUUUAGAGAGCAGAUUCUUCGCGUGAAGGGAGACGACGAACAUAUACCUUUCUUGCUGGUUGGAAACAAGGCUGAUUUAGAAGAUAAACGGCAAGUAACAGCCGACGAAGCUCAGUCGAAGGCGAAGGAGUGGAACGUAGCUUUUGUUGAAACGUCAGCUAAAACAAAAGCGAACGUUGACAAAGUAUUCUUUGAUCUUAUGAGGGAAAUUAAAUCGCGGAAAGAGGACGGCUUGAAACCAGUGAAGGACAAUAAAAGAAAAAAGAAAAAGAAGUGUGUAAUUUUGUAAAUCUAUGGCCAACUUACUUGAAAUAUUGUAAAUUCGUAUGCGAACUUUGUAUCUGUGACCCAGUUCUUUACCUACUCCUUCAUGAAGGGGUGGUCGACUGCGGAAACUACUACUUUCUUCCCUGUUGAAAUAUUGUUAUAUUUUCAACCUGGUACUUAACGAGUUUGAAACUGGUCAAAGGAGAAUAUGUUAAUAUUGUGUAUUACAUUGAAUACAUUUAUUUUCAAGGAAGAAAUUCAUCUUGAUUUAUCUUUAAAUUUCCAAGUUACCAGUAAAUUUUUCUCCUAUUACACAGGAGGAUUCUGGCGAUGAAAUUAGGAAUGAUUUGACUUGACAGCCUUGGUCAUCAUCAUGUAUUCUCAAAAAAAAAUUCAGGGCAUUAGUUGUAUUGCUGAGAAAAAGUACCAAAUUAAAAGAGCUUGAACUGAGAGUAUUGAGAUGAAUAUGAAGACAGUUUUCAAUUAUUGUGUUACAAAGUGUUCAUAAAUAACAGUGACAUUGUAAAUAAUUUUUGUUGUCUUGAAUUGCAAAUUCAAAUCAUAGACUCGAGACAUUUUAGUUUUUUAACACACUGUGGCAGACCACUCAAUGUCAUUUAGCUUACUGUUGCAACUGAAUCAUGGCAUCUUGUUGGAAUUAAAGCAGUUUGUCAUUUCAAUGUAUAGUCAGUUUUCUUGAUUCUGCUUCUCUGGUAUGUUUAUUUUACUCAGGUGACAUUUUAUCAUUUGUCUUGUGGUUUAGUCAAUUCUUAGGAAGUGACAACACCACAAGACGAAUCAUAGUACUUCAUUUCUAUUGUAUUCACCAGAGUUAGGAAUGACCACCCUUUUUGCAAUAUUUCUCUAGUGAUGAUAGAGCUGUCCUUUCUCUAAUUGGCUAAGGAUUGUGCCAUACCUUGCUAUAAUUACUACCCCAUGCAAGGUGAUUAUCAUCACUACAGCAGUUAUUUCUAAAUAGCUGUUUGCUUCUUCUUAAUAUUCUUGAAGAAGCAAGGACAAUUCUAAACACUUCAAAAAUGAAUAUAAUCAUUUCUCAUGAUGUGGUCACUUCAAAUGCAGAUCAUGGCUUUUGCAGACCUGAGGAAGACUAUUAGUAUGCAGUCAGAUUGUUGCAAUCCAUGUGCAAGGUGACUACAUCAUGAGACUAACAAUUAUAAUUCUCCUUUGAAGUAUUAGUUACCAGGAUGACAAACCACAACUCAUUUAACGACCAUUCUAAACAGUUGCCUUGAUAGUCACUGAAGUUAUCAAAUAUUUUCUUUAAGCUCAGUGAGUGAUCCCCCACAGCAUUCAUAUCAUUUGAAAGUAUUCAUUGAAACUGAGAAGAGUAAUAUGCACCCCAAGUCAGGUCUAGAAGGAAACUGUCAGUUGUGCUUCAAUUGUAGUCUUUGCUUUGAGCCAGAUGCCACCAGCCUCUCUUAUUCUCUAAUCUCACUCUUCCUGGACAAUGAUAUUAUUCACAUAUGCGAAUUCUGUGUGGUAAACAUUUUUAAUGUUCUUAUGAAAGAUAGACAAGCUAAAAGCUUACAGAAGUGUUAAUGCUUGUGAAUGGUAAGCAUAGUAUUGUUUGCAGUAGGAGCUAUGCUGGGUAUGAGCCGUUUAUUUCUAUAACAGCAAUUCAAGUUAAAAUUUAGGUUCAGAGAACACAAGGAUCACAAAGCAAAGUCCCUUCAAGUAAACACAGCUCCAAAGUAUACUUGAACAAAGUGGGAUUCCUAAUGUUAUGACCAUGUAUAGUGCUGGUAAAAUUACCUGCUCAAGUCUAACAAAAUUUUAUCAUGCCACAAAAUGAUUGCUGUAUUUCAGAGACAAUAAUGGCUAGAAUGUAAAAUAAAUUAUUUUGCCACCACAUCUGCCGUUCAUGUGUUGGUUACCUAACUCUCAAAUCAGAAAAUCUCUGUUUUAUUAGCAUUUAACAACUAAAUAUCCUACCUAAUAAAGAAAAUGUGCCAAGUGA
Messenger RNA from Pocillopora verrucosa, 2649 nucleotides. Its product is annotated as ras-related protein Ral-A. Gene Ontology annotation, molecular function: GDP binding; GTPase activity; GTP binding. Gene Ontology annotation, biological process: Ras protein signal transduction. Gene Ontology annotation, cellular component: plasma membrane. The record is from RefSeq and is a predicted model, not a curated record. NCBI's taxonomy places the organism in Eukaryota, Metazoa, Cnidaria, Anthozoa, Scleractinia, Pocilloporidae.